AUGCUUCCGAGAGGCUCGUGUCGCGUCGAGGCGAGAGCAGCAGAGACGAGCCGAGCACCAGGGUCCUGCCCCUCCGCGGCCCUCCCCUCGCGCGCAUGUCCCCCGCAAGCCUGCGCCAGUGCAUCUCUGCUGUUCCGAGGUUCCUCAUGCGCGCCCCCUUCCCCCCCUUCCCCCACUCCUCCCCAUCCCCCCCACUUCUCCCCACUCCCAACCGUGCCUGGCAGGCCUGCGCCAGCACACCCAACGGCGCUCAAAACGCCAUCAUCCCCUUCCCCGCCCCCCCGCACCCACCCUCUCCCUUACCUACUUUCCGCGUCCCUCUCUCCCCCCAGCAUGCGCCGCCUGCGCCAGUGCAUUGCUCCGCGGGUGGCGUGCGGAUUCGCCUCCAGCAGUGACGAUGAGGGGGAGGGGGGCGACGCUGGGAACCCCAGGGGGCGCGGAAGGAGGGGGGGCGCGGGGGGGAAGGGGAAGGGGAGGCGCGGAGCACCCGGGGGGCAUGGUGGCGCGGGGGGGAGCUCCCGCCACCCGUCCCUGCGGAUUGGCCCGCCAAUGGACGUGCGCCAGGUGGCGUAUCCACACGAGCCUGCCACGUUGGACCCUCUAAAUGGCGGCCUGGGGGCCAUGGGGAUGGGGAUGGGGAUGGGGGGAGUGCAGGGGCAGCUGGUGACACUGGCACUGCCAAUAGUGAGCUACAGCAGCAAGAUAGCGGUGGGCGUGUUUGGCGAGGCACCGGAGGAUCUGCCGUGUUCGUACGACGACUAUGGCAACCUCGUGCCCAACGUGCUGCUGCAGCUGCAGGCGCUGCUCAUCCACAAGGGCGGGCUGCAGGUGAGAGGAGAGGAGAGAAGAGGGGUUGUGCUGCUGCUCGUGGGGGUGAAGGGUGUGGGGUUGGGGUCCCUCGCGCCCAACGUGCUGCUGUGGGGGUUGAUGGGUGUGGGGUUGAUGGGUGUGGGGUUGAUGGGUGUGGGGUUGAUGGGUGUGGGAUUGAUGGGUGUGGGGUUGAUGGGUGUGGGGUUGAUGGGUGUGGGGUUGAUGGGUGUGGGGUUGAUGGGUGUGGGGUUUGAUGGGUGUGGGGUUGAUGGGUGUGGGGUUGAUGGGUGUGGGGUGAUGGGUGUGGGGUUGAUGGGUGUGGGGUUGAUGGGUGUGGGGUUGAUGGGUGUGGGGUUGAUGGGUGUGGGGUUGAUGGGUGUGGGGUUGAUGGGUGUGGGGUUGAUGGGUGUGGGGUUGAUGGGUGUGGGGUUGAUGGGUGUGGGGUUGAUGGGUGUGGGGUUGAUGGGUGUGGGGUUGAUGGGUGUGGGGUUGAUGGGUGUGGGGUUGAUGGGUGUGGGGUUGAUGGGUGUGGGGUUGAUGGGUGUGGGGUUGAUGGGUGUGGGGUUGAUGGGUGUGGGGUUGAUGACGGAGGGCAUAUUCAUGGUGGGAGUGGAUGCGGGAGGAGGCAGCCAAUGCAGCAGAGGAAGGAACCCAUGCCUCGCACACCCACUCUCUCUUCCCUGCGUUUUUGUCGCUCCAUCCUCCCAAAUUGCUCUCUACGGCCCCCGUGGCAAACCACUCCCAUUCCGUCUUCAGAUGGAGGGCAUAUUCAGGGUGGGAGUGGACGCGGGCAGGGAGGAGGCCGCCAAGGCAGCUGUGAAUGCGGGGCAGAUCCCGCCCUCCACUGAUGUGCACUGCCUUGCAGCGCUUAUCAAGGUGAGGGGAGGCUCUUAUCAAGGCCUGGUUCCGGGAGCUCCCAGACGGCCUCUUGGACGCGCUGCCGCUCUCCCUGCUCGCCUCCGCAGCGGACCCACACAGGGCGAGGCCUGGUUCCGGGAGCUCCCAGACGGUCUCUUGGACGCGCUGCCGCUCUCCCUGCUCGCCUCCGCAGCGGACCCGCACAGCGAGGAGGGCGGCGGCAUGGCGGACGUGCUGGGAGUGCUGCCGCCCGCCUGCAGCUGCCUGCUGGACUGGCUACUCAACCUGCUCGUGGACGUGGUGGAGUGCCACCACCGCAACCACAUGGCCGCCAGGGCGCUCGCCCUUGUGUUCGCACCCAACCUCGUGCAGGUGAGCCCGUUCUGCCUGCCCUGCUUGCUGCUCCCUUCUUGCUCUUUCCCUCGUGGAUUUACCUUUUCUUUCCCGCUUGCUUAUUGUUUUUCUGUCUCCUCCUCCCUGCCGUCUCCCCUCCCCACCCCCCUGCCCACCCCUUCCCCACCCCAUCCCCUUCCCUCCCCUUUCCCCUGCCCUCCCCACCUUCUCCCCAACCAGGUGGGCGACCCCGCCGCCAGUCUCAAGCGAGCCAUGCUCUUCAUGAACCUCCUUCAUCGCAUGCACCCUCUCCCUCCUCGCCCCCUCUGGCCCCCCUUCCACCCCCCCGCUCUUCCUGCCCGCCCUCUCCCCACCUCCUCGCCCAGCAAGUGGGCGACCCCGCAGCCACCCGGCCGCUCUCUCAAGCGCGCCAUGCUGCUCAUGGACCUCCUAGAGGCCCUCAUCGCCCGCACCCUCUCACCACCCUCACACCACAUUCUGCCCGCCCCCUUCUUUCCCCCCCCCCACCUUCCUAAACCAGGUGGGCGACCCCGCCGCCAGCCUGAAGCGCACCAUGCUGCCCAUGGACCUCCUGGAAGCCCUCAUCGCCUGCACCUUCUUGCUACCCUCUCCUCCCCCUUCCCGUCCCCACCCCCCCUGCCCAACCUCUGCCCACCCCCCUCCCCUCCCCCUCCCCCACAUCAGGUGGGCGACCCUGCGGCCAGUCUAAAGCGAGCCAUGCUCCUAAUGGACCUUCUAGAAGCCCUCAUCGCGCGCAAGCACCGCCACCGCCAGCUCUUCGCGCACCACUGGCCGGGCGGGGGCGGCCGCGGGGGCGCGUCAGUGCUGUCAGCGUCUGCGUCAGCGAUGGAUGAGUCGGAGGACUGGGAGGACACGGAUUUGGACUCGUCUCUCAAUCUCUCGCUGCUCUCAGGGGCGCAUGGGGGGAUGGGCGGGUUGGGGGGGUUUGGAGGCGCAGCGGGAGGGGAGAGGCCGUUUGGGGCGGGUUCGAUUCGGAGUGGGGCCGGUGGUGGUGGUGGUGGUGGUGGUGGUGGUGGUGGUGGUGGUGGUGGUGGUGGUGGUGGUGCGUCGCUUGGGUCGGCGUCGGUUGUCCAUAGCCCGCGCACUGCGCUGAUGCUCAGAGCGCUGGCGGCGGCUGGGCUGGGCGUGGGGGGGAGGGCAGUGGGGGGCGGUGCGGGGGCAGGGAGAGUGAGGAAUCAGAGUGGGGAGUGGGAGAGUGAGAGUGUGGGAGUGCGGUCGGGGUAUUCGUCACCCUCCCCUGCAACGUGGAGGGGCGGGUUUGCUCUGAGGGCAGGGCGGUCGUGGGCUGUGGGCAGCGAUGGGGGGGAGGGGCUGGGGUCAAUCUCUGAGCUGUGCCCCCUAGAGGAUGGGGAGGAAGAUGGUGAGGAGGAUGGGGAGAGGGAUGGGGAGGGUGGUCGGAUGGAAGGAGGGUUGGAGAGUGAGGGUGUAGAGGGAAGAGAAUGGCUGGGUGGGAUGAGAAAGAGUGGGGAUGGGAUGGGGAGGAAUGGGGGGAGAGCGGGUGGAGGGGUGGAGGGAGUGGAGGGAUUGACAGGGGCGGCAGGGGAGGGGCGAGGGGGGGAUGGGCGGGGGGAUGGGCAUAGAGGAGAGGCGGGAAGUCGCUUGGCAGAGUGGCUGAGGAAUAUUGAUGAGGCUGUGGGGGAGGGGGAAGGGGACGAAGCAUUGGGGGAGGGGGAAGGGGACGAUGCAUUGGGGGAGGAGGAAGGGGGUGAAGCGGAGGGGGAGGGGGGAGGGGAAGAGCCAGAGGGGGAAGGAGAAGAGGACGAAGUGGAGGGGGAAGGGGAAGGGGACGACGGAGCGGAGGGGGAGGGGGAAGGGGAAGUAGCAGUUGAGGAAGAAGUAGAAGAAGCAGAAGAAGGGGAUGAGGACGAGGACUUGGAAACUGCAGGGACAGGCAUGGAUGAGUGUGUGGAGGAGGAAGAGGCAGAGGCAGCAGCAGAAGCCGCUGCAGCGGUGUCACCAACACUCGCAUGUGAUUUGCCGCUUGCAACAGAAGCUGUGUUGCCCCUGCCACAGGGGGCAGAUGCAUGCAGUGAUGCUGAUGGUGAUGAUGAUGGCACUGAUUGUGGAGAUGAGGAUGGGGAUGGCGAUGAGGAUGGCGAUGAGGGCAGUGGUUGCACUGAUGACGUGGAUGGUGCGGAAGCUGAUGAUAAUCACGCCACCUCUGCGUGGCCUCCAGGUGGCGCUGCCAUCACGGACAGCAUCGCUGCUGCUGAUGGUGAUUUAUGUUCCGAAGCAGAGGCCGAUACCAGUGCUCAUGCUCAUGCUCAUGCUCAUGCUCAUGCUCAUGGUGAAGUGGGUGAUGCCAACCGUCAAGUGGGUGCACCACACAGCACAGACCCUACUUAUGACCACACAGCUGACGCUCACAGUAACAGCACUCAUCCUGCCACCGACCCCACCACAGCUGCUUGCGAGCCCUCGAUGCAAAAGCAGGCUUCGGUUUUCGACUCCCUUUCAGACGCUCCUCCCCAGCUCUCCUCUUGCCAACCUCCAUUUCCUCCCUCCUCUCCUCCAUCUUCCACCCCGGCUGCCUCGCUCCUCCCUGCCACGGCUCUCUCUGCUCCACCCGCUGCUGCUGCAGACGCCACGCAGUGUGCUGCUGCACCUGCCUCUGCCUCCUUUCCCCUCCUUGCCGGCAUGCUCCUCGUACUCGCUGCCAUGCACACCGCCCCUCCCCUGGACCCCGCCCCACCAGCCUCAAUACCUCUUGUCCCCACUCCUGCCGCUUCUGCUACUGCUACUGCAGACGCUGCAGCGCCAUCCCAAGGCCCCACGGACCCUCCUCUUGCGCCCUCUCUGCCCCACCCCGCCUCCGCGGCCCCCUCUCCCGCCCCGGCUGUGCUAGAGCCAGGCCAGAAGACGGGUGCAGGGCGAGGCAAGGGCACAGCAGCAGCAGGCAGGGCGGGAGCAAAGGGCGCUCUAGAGGGGUUGGGCGAGGGGAAGAAGGUGGGUGGAGAGGGAUUGACGAAGGCAAAGGGCAGAGAGAGAGGCGGUGGAGGCGUGGCAGGUGCCGGGACGAAGAGGAGGACGGGUGGUGCUGGAAGGGCAGUGGGGGCUGGGGCGGAGGGGGAUGUUGGGGUGGUGGAGGAGCAAGGGGCGGAGGACAGGGCCUGCCUGGUCGAAUCGCUGGCAGAUGAGGGGCGGAGAUAUGGUGAGCAAGAGGCAAUGGUAAAGGAUAGGGCAACGGCAGCAGCAGAAGCGGAGAAGGCAGUAGGCAAGAGGACAGCAGCUGGCAAGGCAGCAACAGGCAAAGCAGCAGCAGCAGCAGGCAAGGCAGCAGCAGCAGGCAAGGCAGGGAAGAAGGUGGUGAGAAAGGGGAAGGGCAAGGCUGCCAAGGUUGCUGACAGGGCGAGAGCAGAGGCGGAGGCAAGGCGGGGCGCGGAGGGGAUGAGAGCAGGCGAGGGUGAGAGCAGCAGUGCAGUGGCGGCAGCGGGUGGCAGCACGGGUGCAGUGGCUGGUGGUGGUGGGGCGAGCAAGGGAGGGAAGACGAAGAAGAGUACAAGGAAGGGUGUCGCGGAGAUAGAAGAGAUAGAGGAGAUAGAGGUGGUGAUGGAGGAGGGAGGGGUGAAGCGGCACGGGCAACCCAAGCGUGCCUCCGCCGCCGCCACGGGUGCUUCUGCCGCUGCUGCUCCCAAGCCUCGCAAGCGACGUGAGGCAGCAGCAGCAGCAGUUAGUGGUGGUGGUGAUGCCACUGGCUGCACUGUUGCCCGCAGGGAGGUGGCAUCUGGGCAGGGCGUGCCUGUGAGGCGAGAGGCAGGUGGUGAGAGGAGCAGCAGGGAGGCAGAGGUGGGGAAGGGGAGGCUGCCUGGUGGGGGGUUGGAGGGGCGAGCUGCAAGGGGUGGUGGGGCAGCGAGGGGUGGUGCAAGAGCAGCAGGAAGGGAGGCGGCAAUGAGGGAGGCGUUGGGGAGGGAGCUGGCGUGGAUGCAGCGAGUGAGGGAGAUGCAGGGCGGGGAGUGGGACGAGCGCUGGCAGCGGUGGCUGCAGGAGAGCGAGGAGAGUAGGAGCGAAGGGGGGAGCCGGAGGGGGGGUGUCAGAGAGGGCGUGCAUGUGUUUGGCGAGGGGACUGCCGUGCGGGAGAGGAUUAGUGAGUGGGAGAGGGCUCUUGCACUUGCCCGCGCUGCUGUUGAUGCGGAGGGGAGGGCAGUGGGGGAGGCAGCAGGCGGCGGGGAAGCAGGAGUGGGGGAGGGAGGAAGGGUGGAAGCGGGGAGUGGUGGGAGGCGGGGUGGGAGUGGACAUGGGAAGCGGCACGAGGGGCAGCUGAGGCAGGCUGGUGAGGAGAAGGGCGGGGGUGAGAGGGGUGGGGAUGGGAGGGGAGGGGGUGAGAAGGGCGGGGAUGAGAGGGAAGGGGGUGAGAAGGGGGGGCAGCAGGGGGAGCAAGAGGAGAGCAGUGAGUUGUGGCGGUUUCAGCCGGCGUGUGUGCUGCCGCCACUCUCCUCUGCCCACCGCUCCCAUGGUGCUGCUGGUGCUGCCGCUGCUGCCGGUGGGGCCCGUUUUGCACCCCAUGCUCAUGCUCGUGCCUCCCUUGCACACGCACCGCCUGACUUUGAGCUGCUAGAGGAAACACCAAGGGGUGGGGAUAUGCGGCGACACUCUGAAAGCACGCCCGGUGGAGUCGAGGGCCGGACGACAGAGCAGGCACGGGAGCACGGCUCUAAGGUUCAUGGCCACGAGCAGAGCAGCAGUGCAGCACCUGACAGUUUGCUCCCUGCCCACCCCCCACCUGGCCAUCCACCUGGCCGUUCACCUGAGAAUCAGUGUGUGCCGCCCAGUUUUCCGGCUUCAGGUGGUGGAAAGGCAAAGGGGAAGAAAGGGGCGAAGGGAAUGGGCAAAGAGAAGGCGGGUUUGGCAGAGCAGCAUGGGGCUGGGGAUGGAGCUGAGGCGAGUGGAGGAGUGGAGGGGAGUGGGGGCAAGGGAGAGAAGGGGAGGAAGGGGAGAAAGAAGGCAAUGGCGGCAGCAGUGGUGGCGGAGAUGAGGAGGAGGAAGGGCGGAUGGGGGCCACAGGAAGAGGGGGAGGGAGACUUGGAGGGUGUGGAGAAAGCAGCGGGUUGUGAGGUAGCAGCAGGUGGGGCGGCGGUGGUGGGUGUGGUGGGCAGGAGUGCAGCAGGAGAGGAGCAGGUGGAGGUGAGGCCACAGGCAACUGCUGGGCAACCGAGUGAGAAGGAUGAGCAGGAGGGGGAGCAGAGCGAGCAGAGGGAGCAGUUGCAAUGCGAGGCUCCAGAGGUGGUUGGGCAGAGGAGCAUGGUUGGUGUAGGUGGCAGGGAUGGCGGCAUUGGGGAGGCUAAUAACAAAGGCAGGCGGUCAGGGGAGGGCUAUGGAGAUGGUACAGCCGGUGCUGUGGUGCCCUCUCUGCUCAUGCCCGGCCCCUCCUGCAUCGCCCCUUCCGCCCGGCCUCACUCCUCUGCUGCCGCUGCUUCCUCUCCCCGCCUGCACAACUCACCUGCCUCCUCCUCUCUUCCCUCUCCCUCCCUCCCCUCCCCCUCUGCCUCCCACUCCACUCGUCGCCGCCUCUCCUUUCAACCGCCCACCGCUGCCGCUGGGCCCCCACGUUCCUCCAUCCCCUCCCAUUCCUCCUUCCUUUUGCACUCCUCCAUUUCAUCCCAGUCAUCCCACACCCUCACUCCCUCUCACUCACACACUCCCUCUACCUCCUCGCUCAUAUCCUUCGCCUCUCCUCUCCCCUCCUCCACCCUCGCUCACCCCUCCUCCAGUCCCUCUGCUGACGCCCCUCUCUCCCACCUCCCUCCCCGCCCUUCCUCCCGCCGCCCUCCCCCCAUCCUCCCCCCUUCCCGCCGCCAUCCCUCCGCCCUCCUUAACAAUCUCACCCCGUCCUCCUCCCACUCCUCCCCCCAGCCAACCUCUUCCUCCCUCUCCUCCCCCCACCUUCGUCCCGUCCCCGCACCAUCUCUACCUCCCCGCAAGUACCCAUUCGCCCUGGGCGGCAGCAGCAGGGCGCUCUUGAGAGUGCCAUCUCCAGCCAAGGAGGCUGGUGAAGCGGGUCAACAACAGCUGCAGCACACCCCAGCCACCAGCAGCAGUGCCCUUGUUGCACCUGUCCCUGUCCCUGCACUUGCCACACCUGUCCCUGUCCCUGCCCUUGCUACAGCAGCCUCGCCCACCAAAGAAACACUUGUCCCCUGUCCUUCCUCUCAUGCAGCAGUUCCCUCUGCUGCCAAGAAGCCACCUUCACCAGAUAGAACCUCCCCUUUGGGUUCCCCUGCCAGGCACUCCGUGCAUACCAGUAGGGUCAGCCAGAUGCCACCUUCACCAGAUAGCCCCUCUCAACACAGAGCUUCCUCUCAAGCUGCUUCUGGCUCCCCUGCUUCUGCCGCUCCCCCUCAUUCGCCCUCCUGUCAUCGCACCGGCGCUGCCGCUCUUCCCGCCUUUAGGCAAGGAGUGGGCGCUGCGGAGGCGACUACCAUUCCCCUCCUCAUGCCCCCCUCUCGGGCAUACACCCACCGGUCCUUUCCUCCUCGUGCUAUUGCUGGUGGAUCGUUGAUGGCUAAUGAAGGCUCGUUGCGGGUUUCAUCGUUCCUAUCCUCCCCAAGCCAUCCCUCCGUCGCACUGCCCUCCUCCUCCCCCCUCCAUCCUUCCAACUCGAGUCUUGCUUCUCCAAGACAGCCCCCUACCUCAUCCCCAACCCCCCUCUCUCGCCCCUCCCUUCAGAAACAGCACUCCUUCCCUCCUUCCUCCACUGCCCACGCACGCCCGUCCUCGCCUCUCCCUCCUCCUCUUCCCGCAGAGCCCUCUCCUCGCCCCCCAAGCUCCCACCGUCCCGACUGCCACCCCGCCCUCUCCUCCUCUCCUUGCCUCACACCCUCUCUUUCUCGCGCCUCCCGCUCCUCCACGUCUUCCCGCUCCUCUGCCUCUCACGCUUGCUCCCCUCAUGCUUCCUCCUCUCAUGCUUCCUCCCCUCAUGCUUCCUCCCCUCGUCCUUCCUCCUCGCGUGCUUUCUCCUCUCAUGGUUCCUCCUCUCAUGCUUCUUCCUCUCAUUUCUCCUCCCCUCAUACUUCCUCCCCUCACGCUUCUUCCCCUCAUGCUUCCUCCUCUGACGCUUCCUCCUCCCAUGCUUCCUCCUCUCAUACUUCCUCCUCUCAUGCUUCCUCCUCUCAUCCUUCCUCCUCUCAUCCUUCCUCCUCUCAUGCUUCCUCCUCUUCCUCGCCUCCCUCUCGCGCCUCCACCUCUCUAUCCUCCCUGCCCUCCCUCCCUUCCCUCGGUUCCGAUAACACACAAUCGAUGGAACCACCACAGGAGCACCAGCAGGGGGGGGAUGGGUUAAUGGGUGCACAGGGGUCAGUGUUGCAGAUACGGGGAGGGGAUGGAGAAGCAAUAGGGCAGAGUGGUGCAGUAGGAAGUGGUGCGGUGAGAGGUGGUGGCGUGGGAGGUGGUGCAGUAGGAAGUGGGAAGGACAGGGGAGGGGCCAGAGAGGCAAGGCGGCGGCUGGAUGAGGAGGGCAGCAGCAGCUACAGCAGUCGGAACGCGGUGAUCAAGGGGGGAAGGAGAGGGGUGCGCGGAAUUGAGGUGGGGGAGAAGGCAAGGCAAAGGAGAGGAAACGUCAGGGCAGACGGGGAUGAGGAGGAGCAGAUGGGUAGAGGCAAGCCAUGGCACCGAGCUGCUGGCAGGGUGAGGGCUGAUGAGGCUGGGGAGGGAGGAGAGGGGCAGAAUACAGCUGCAGAAGAGACGGAGACACAUGGCUAUGGGGCGAAUGAUGGGGUGGAAGAAAAUGGGAGAGGGAAUGGAGGGAGAGCAGGGAACAGAGGGAACCAGGGGAGUGAUGGGGGAAAUUGGGCGAAUGGGGGGGAUGGGGGGUGUGUGACUUCCAGCAGCAGGAGGCACUUGCAGGGCGUGGAGAGCACACAUCAGAUCACAGGCGUUCAGCAGAUCACCGGCGUUCAGCAGAUCACAGGCGUUCAGCAAAUCACGGGCGUUCAGCAAAAUGCUUGUCAAGCCUCUGAUGCACGGAUCACACGCGACACAUGUAUGGCUGAUGUGGAUGGAAUGGAGGGUUCGGGGAUGAAAGGUGGUGAGAGGAGAGCCAGUGGGAGGAGGUGCGGUGCAGGUGAAGUGGAGAGUGGGGAGAUACAGCAUUGGCAUGCCAGUAGUGCAGGGCAUGGCAGUGCAGGGAGCAUGAUGAGGCAUGAAGGCGGAGAGAAGGGAGGCACAUGGAGCCCUGCAAGACGUGCAUCGCAGAGGGCCUCCCAGCCCCAAGGUGCAGCCUCCCAGCCCCAGGGUGGGCGUGCCAUGACUCACUGCAACUCUGUUGACUCGGACUCGCCUCACUCAUCUGGCCCGUCUGAACCAUUUGACUCCCAGACACGCACGCCUCGUGCGCCGGUCUGCACGCAACCCGUACGCUGCCCCGCGCGCGCCCCGUACGCUGCCCUGCGCGCGCCCCUUUUGCUGCCCCGCGCGCGCCCCGUACGCUGCCCCGUGCGCGCCCCGUUCACUGCCACGCGCAUGCCCCAUACGCUGUCCCGCGCGCGCCUUGUUCGCUGCCCCGCGCGCGCCCAGUUCGCUGCCCCGCGAGCGCCCCGUGCACUGCCUAGCGCGCACCCCGUACGCUGCCCAGCGCGCGCCCCGUUUGCUGCCCCGCGCGCGCCCCGUACGCUGCCCUGCGUGCGCCAUGUUUGCUGCCCCGCACGCGCCCUAUACGCUGCCCCGCGCGCGCCCCGUUCGCAGCCCCGCGUGUGCCCCGUACGCUGA
Molecule: messenger RNA, 10743 nt
Organism: Closterium sp. Naga37s-1
Lineage: Eukaryota; Viridiplantae; Streptophyta; Zygnematophyceae; Desmidiales; Closteriaceae
Source: the annotation of a GenBank genome assembly